AUGCGUGAUGAUUUGGCUAGGCAAGGCCGAUGCAAUGACCACGAAGUCAGCCGGGCACUAGGCAGCCUACAACGUGAAAGCACCUUUAUGGACCAGUCUAUGGCCCCUUCAAACAGUACUACAGAUAUUGCCAAUACUAUUCUUUACCAACAAAAACAAGCCCUUGCUAUUCUUUUCCGACGGAAAUGGUUCAAUAGGGUGUGGACUUUGCAAGAGGUCCUAUUAGCAACGAACACAAAAUGCCUCUGCGGACCUCAUGAACUCGAUAUCGGAACUGCCUGUAUGGUUGCGGCUCUAUUAGUCAGAAGUGUAUCGAGUAACCGUGCGACUUCUGAUAUGUCAGGAGGCUUUGGUGAGCUUUCAAUCGGUCAAUUAGGCGGUGCGGCAUGUAUUUCAGCUUGGCUAGGUUUGACCUGGUCAGGAUCUGGCUUCGGCUCGAGAGCACUACUCAGAUAUCCGAAGAUCGAUUUAAAAGAGGAAAUCCCACGGAAAUUGAAGUGGUUGGUUGCGCUGGAGCUGUUAGUCCAUGAGUCACGUCAACGGAGCUGCAGCAAACUGGAGGACAAAGUACUUGCGCCCCUGGCUUUUGCUCUACGUGAAAAUUUUGCUCCAAACAACCCAGAUUUUCUGUCUUUGGCGACCGAGGCCCGUAGGAUAAUUGGCUAUAGAUUUCCCAUAACAGAACUGUAUUCUAAGUUCACACGGUUCAUGCUUCACUCCAUGGGUAACCUCGACAUUCUCUCACGGACUCAUAGAGAUGUCAUACCAACCGACACAACUGAAGAGCUCAAAUUGCCCUCUUGGGUGCCCCAAUUUCACCAAGCAGGGAUGACAUCUCUGAUAGAUGAUUUGUUCUUCACUCAAUAUAAUGCCGCAGAACAUCUAGGCCCAUACAGCGAAUUUGAGCAUGGCUCAAGUAAGAUGUUAGAGUUACCAGUGUGA
Aspergillus caelatus is the source of this 942-nucleotide messenger RNA. RefSeq lists its product as uncharacterized. The record is from RefSeq and is a predicted model, not a curated record. The transcript is spliced from 2 exons. The coding region runs from base 1 to 942 and encodes 313 amino acids. NCBI's taxonomy places the organism in Eukaryota, Fungi, Ascomycota, Eurotiomycetes, Eurotiales, Aspergillaceae.